GUCAACAUUCUCAGGUGCCAGCGCCACACGUCGAAUUCAAGAGGUUGAACUCCUAAAUUUUUUUUAUUCUCGUUUCACGCUCGUUCGUUAUGACUGAGAAUAGUCUUCGAGGCGUUUUGGAUGUCCUUGACCCGGCGCAGGACCACACCUUCGAGAUUCCUGCUAAACGCAUUCACGACGUUGAGGAUAUUUCGUUUUGGCUUACAUCAUGGGCAUAUACGGACCUGAUGACCUUUUUGCUUCAACUCAAUGCUUCCAUGUUUCCUCUUAGGAAAGAUGAUGGUGGUUGUCAUGUGUGGACAUUGGAUGAUGCCUCCAUCAUGUACACGAGCGCUGUGAAACGAUUACAACAACUGCUCAGAGACCUGGAGAAUAUUAUCCAACAGGCACCUCCAGACCCUGGUCCUCGUCGGUUUGGAAAUGCCAGCUUCAGAACGUGGUACAAACAUGUAGAACAGAACCUCGAUACCCUCAUGGAUAAAUAUCUCCCGGAGCAAGUCCUGGGAUUUAGGACAGCCAACGAGAUUUUGCCGAAAGACGAGCUCAAGGCGUACCUUCUAGGCAGUUUCGGAAGUGCGCAGAGACUGGACUAUGGUACUGGCCAUGAAUUGAGCUUCAUAGCAUUUCUCGGAUGUAUAUGGAAGCUUGGCGGAUUCACUUCGGAAAAGGUAACAGAUGGUCCUUUUGGCACGAAUGAGCGACAGAUCGUUCUCGGUGUGAUUGAGCCCUAUCUUCGACUGAUUCGGAAGCUCAUCUUAACAUACACGCUUGAACCUGCAGGCUCACAUGGUGUAUGGGGACUUGAUGAUCAUUCUUUCGUCCCCUAUGUCUUUGGCUCUGCACAGCUCUCUCCGCCCAUUGCGUCACCCGCAGAGAUACAGCAGGAAGGCUCAGUACACAAUGCACCUCGACCAGGCGACGUUACGAAACAAUCGGUUGUCGAACGUGAAAGGAACUCAAACAUGUACUUCUCUGCUAUCGGCUUUAUAUAUGACGUCAAGAAGGGGCCAUUUUGGGAGCACAGUCCAAUGCUUUUCGACAUAUCAGGUGUUACAGCUGGAUGGGCAAAAAUAAAUAAAGGGAUGAUUAAGAUGUACAAUGCAGAGGUACUCUCAAAGUUCCCGGUCGUACAGCACUUUCCUUUCGGCUCGCUCUUUCGCUGGGAACAUAAUCCAGACGCUCCAGCGCCCAUACUACCAGCACGGAUGCCAUCACAGCCGCAAUCGCGCAUCUCAAAUAUGCCACCAUCUUCUAUGCCGAUCACUUCACGACCCAUGCCAUCCGGUGCGGUGUCUUCAGCGUCAUUGACCUCAGGGACAAUUCACAGAUCAAACGCCAUGCCCGGACCCAAGACAAGCUGGACCAGUCAAUCUGGAGCGACAGGCCUACCUGCCACACGAGCACCUUGGGCAGGAUCUAUUUCUUCGCAGCAAUCCGUUGCUUUAGGUAUGAGAAAUAUGAAUGCUUCAAUCUCCAGGGUCAAGGAAGCUCCCACGACAAGGCCAUCAGCCAACGAGACGAGCGAUAAUGGUGAGAAUAAAGAUAAUGCUAGUAAAGGCCUUGAUCAUGAAUAAAUGAACUGAAAGACGUCGAAUCCAUUUUUCUUUCAGCAUACACUGCACAGAGCCAGUGAAGAUGUGGGAACGUGGAGUGUGAAUCAAGCACUUCUGCUGGCCCAGAAUAGACAAUCAAAUCGUAUCUAGCAAGAGCAGGUAUCGUUCACGGGACAGGAAAAUGAAAAGGGGAUGAAUUAGGAUUGUUUUUUGCCACAGCACUAUGAAGAAGGACUUCAACCUUUGUUCUCGGAGCUAGAUUUGAAACGCAUUUUCCGCUUACACAUUCCCACGGUCGUGCUCCAUGAUCGCUCUGCUCGCGUUCAGGACCUCAUCUCCAAAGUCUGCCUUCUCAACGCCGCUCCCAUCUCCGUAGCUCACAUUCAUCAUAGCAUCUAGCUUGCCUCCUUCAUCCAAAAUUAAUUCCCUUGCG
Verruconis gallopava is the source of this 1986-nucleotide messenger RNA. RefSeq lists its product as uncharacterized. Gene Ontology annotation, molecular function: peptidyl-prolyl cis-trans isomerase activity; protein tyrosine phosphatase activator activity. NCBI's taxonomy places the organism in Eukaryota, Fungi, Ascomycota, Dothideomycetes, Venturiales, Sympoventuriaceae. Bases 90 to 1574 code for a protein of 494 amino acids. Gene Ontology annotation, cellular component: protein phosphatase type 2A complex; nucleus; cytoplasm. The transcript has 2 exons. The record is from RefSeq and is a predicted model, not a curated record. Gene Ontology annotation, biological process: mitotic spindle organization.